Messenger RNA from Nicotiana attenuata, 1905 nucleotides. Its product is annotated as catalase isozyme 1. Gene Ontology annotation, cellular component: cytoplasm. The record is from RefSeq and is a predicted model, not a curated record. Gene Ontology annotation, biological process: hydrogen peroxide catabolic process; response to hydrogen peroxide. The coding region runs from base 186 to 1664 and encodes 492 amino acids. The transcript has 8 exons. Lineage: Eukaryota; Viridiplantae; Streptophyta; Magnoliopsida; Solanales; Solanaceae. Gene Ontology annotation, molecular function: catalase activity; heme binding.
AGGAAAACCAAAUUAUUCAAAAUUAAAUAAGACGUGCCAUUCCCUCCUCUUCUUAUUAUAUAGUAUUCAUUUAUUUAUAGGGAGUCGAUUGGUUAAGACCACACGUCCCCCUUUAUCCUCUUUUUUCUUUAGUUAUUCAACUACAACUCUCUCUUUAGCUUUCUGAAGCAAAAGAAAGGCAACUAAUGGAUCCAUACAAGUACCGUCCGUCAAGUGCCUUCAAUUCUCCAUUCUGCACCACUAAUUCUGGUGCUCCUGUUUUUAACAACAAUUCAUCUCUUACUGUUGGUGCAAGAGGUCCUGUAUUGCUUGAGGAUUACCAUUUGGUGGAGAAACUUGCCAAUUUUGACAGGGAACGUGUCCCUGAACGUGUUGUUCAUGCCCGGGGUGCUAGUGCCAAAGGGUUUUUCGAAGUUACCCAUGACAUCACUCACCUUACCUGUGCUGAUUUCCUUCGAGCUCCUGGUGUCCAGACUCCCGUCAUUGUUAGAUUCUCCACUGUUAUACAUGAGAGGGGUAGUCCUGAAACUCUGAGGGACCCUCGUGGUUUUGCUGUCAAGUUCUACACCAGAGAGGGAAACUUUGAUCUGGUAGGGAACAACUUCCCUGUCUUCUUCAUCCGUGAUGGAAUGAAGUUCCCUGACAUGGUCCACGCGCUGAAGCCAAAUCCUAAAUCCCAUAUCCAGGAGAAUUGGAGGAUCCUUGAUUUUUUCUCUCAUGUUCCUGAAAGCCUGCACAUGUUCACUUUCCUCUUCGACGAUAUUGGUAUUCCACAAGAUUACAGGCAUAUGGACGGUUCUGGUGUCCACACAUUCACAUUGAUCAACAAGGCUGGGAAAUCAACCUAUGUGAAGUUCCACUGGAAGCCCACAUGUGGUGUCAAGUCCUUGUUGGAAGAAGAAGCAGCCCGUAUCGGAGGAGCAAAUCACAGCCACGCUACUCAGGACCUCUAUGACUCUAUUGCCGCUGGAAAUUAUCCUGAAUGGAAGCUCUUCAUUCAGACUAUGGAUCCAGAUCAUGAAGACAGAUUUGAUUUCGAUCCACUUGAUGUUACGAAAACUUGGCCAGAGGAUAUCUUGCCUUUGCAGCCGGUGGGAAGAUUAGUUCUGAACAAGAACAUUGAUAACUUCUUUAAUGAGAAUGAGCAGCUAGCUUUCUGCCCUUCUAUUGUGGUUCCAGGGGUUUAUUACUCUGAUGAUAAGAUGCUUCAAACUCGUAUUUUCUCCUACUCUGAUACCCAGAGGUAUCGACUUGGACCAAACUAUUUGCAACUUCCUGCUAAUGCUCCAAAGUGCGCUCAUCACAACAAUCACUACGAUGGCUCCAUGAAUUUUAUGCACAGGGAUGAGGAGAUCGACUACUUCCCUUCAAGGUAUGAUCCUGUUCGCCAUGCUGAGAAGUAUCCUAUUCCUUCUACAAUGUGCACUGGCAAACGCGAGAAGUGUGUCAUUCAGAAAGAGAAUAAUUUCAAGCAACCAGGAGAAAGGUAUCGCUCGUUCACACCAGACAGGCAAGAACGCUUUAUUCGUCGGUGGGUGGAGGCCUUGUCUGAUCCUCGGAUCACUUACGAGAUACGCAGCAUUUGGAUCUCAUACUGGUCUCAGGCUGACAAAUCUCUGGGUCAGAAGCUUGCUUCUAGGCUUAAUGUAAGACCAAGCAUAUGAAGAUGAAGCUUUUAAUGGUUUCGGAGGAGAUGAUCUAAAUGCGCGAGUCUCAAGGCAUUAAUAACUCAUUCCAGUCGUAUAAGCAAGAUGUAUAAUGUGGUGGCGAUCAUAUUAAGAUGAAAUAACUAGAGCACUCCUAAUACAUAUGCAUUCAUUAUUGUGUUGCUGUUAUAUGAAUGAGUGAAACAAUGGAAGUUACAGAUAAUAUUUCUUUUCUUGUACUAUACUUAUUUAUCAUCAA